Molecule: messenger RNA, 526 nt
Organism: Trichoplusia ni (cabbage looper)
Lineage: Eukaryota; Metazoa; Arthropoda; Insecta; Lepidoptera; Noctuidae
Exons: 1
Source: RefSeq, a predicted model, not a curated record
AUGAGUCAAUCUAAUCCAGAUAUUGCUGGCUCCCUUGAGAUUGUAGGAAAUAUCACGCAGAGAAAACGUAAACAACCUGAGUCAGAGUUCGCCGAGGCCAUUAGGACAUUGUCACAGGAAAUUAACAAAAAGUUAGACGACUGGCGUGGUGAUCUAGACUGCGCAAUAUCCAAAAUAACAGACAAUAUAACAAAUAUUAAAGCUGAUCUGGCCACCGUAACCCAAGUUACUUGCGAUAUCAAAACUGACUUAAAGACUUUGCGUUGCGAACACAGUGGCUUAGAGAAUAAGGUGUGUAGCCUAGACGCUAAACACAAUGGGCUUUUGAAAGACGUGGAAACUCUCAGCAAUUCUGUCCAGUAUACCAUGGACGAACAGGACGACCUUAAGAAAAAGAUUGAACACAUUCGGUCUAUAAACACAGAAACCUUUACCGAUUUGAUUACUUGCCUUGAAGCUAAGAUCGAUUCUCUUGAACAACAAGCCCGUCAAUGUAACCUGGAGCUAUGCAAUGUUCCGGAAAAGC